Messenger RNA from Prunus armeniaca (apricot), 1119 nucleotides. The record is from the annotation of a GenBank genome assembly. Lineage: Eukaryota; Viridiplantae; Streptophyta; Magnoliopsida; Rosales; Rosaceae.
AUGAAUGGCAAGGCUCAAGAGCUCUCACAACUUCCCAAGCUGCCUCGAAUAGGAGCUGACAAAAUAUAUAAACUUUUGACCAUUGGACUGCCUGUGAUAUUUGUGAGUAUUGUUCUGGUAUUAUUUCUUACUGGUGUAAACUAUGCCAUUAGAAAAAAGAAGUUUGCAGAACUCCUUGAAGACUGGGAGCUUGAGUAUGGGCCUCAAAGGUUUAAAUACAGAGAGUUGUAUAUUGCCACAAAAGGGUUUAGGGAAAAGGAGCUUUUGGGAAAGGGUGGAUUUGGUAAGGUUUACAGAGGUAUAUUACCCACCUCAAAAAUUGAAAUUGCCGUGAAGAGGAUCUCACAUGACUCAAGGCAGGGGAUGAAGGAGUUUGUUGCAGAAAUUGUCAGCAAUGGCCGGCUUCGUCACAGAAAUUUAGUCCCACUCUUGGGCUACUGCAGAAGAAAGGGGGAGCUACUUUUGGUCUAUGAGCACAAGUACCUAUAUGGCCAGCCGGCUAUUACUCUUGAUUGGAGCCAGAGAGAUGUGAAGGCCAGUAAUGUAUUACUAGAUGGGGAAUGGAAUGGAAGACUGGGGGAUUUUGGGCUUGCAAGACUUUAUGACCACGGCGGAGACCCUCAAACUACUCAUAUAGCAGGAACACUUGGGUAUCUGGCUCCUGAACAUACAAGAUCAGGCCGCGCCACAACAAGCACUGAUGUGUUUGCUUUUGGGGUAUUUCUGCUUGAAGCUGCUUGUGGAAGAAGGCCAAUAGAGGCUCAGGGUUCAGACGUUUCAAUUUUGGUUGAUUGGGUUUUUUCUUGUUGGAAUAGAGGUAAUAUUCUUGUGGCAACAGAUCGAAAGUUGGGCACAGAAUUUAUAGCUGAGGAGAUGGAGUUGGUGUUGAAGCUUGGGCUGUUGUGCUCCCAUACAGAGCCAACAGCUAGGCCAAGGAUGCGCCAAGUUGUGCGGUAUUUGGAGGGUGAUCAUGCUCUUUUUCCAGAGUUGUCACUUGGUGCUUCUGCUACUGGCUUAGCAUUUUCUCACAAAGAAGGUUUUGAUGAUUUUGCAAAUGGCGGGGGAUACACAGAGUCAUUAUAUGUUCCAGAGGCGACACUCCUCUCCGGUGGUCGCUGA